CCUUAAUCUUCUAAUCCAACAAACCGCCGACACCACCAUCACCCUUCUCCAGCUGUUCCUCUCUAUCCCCGACUGCGACCAUCGACCGAGGACGCCGUCGACAUCAACAUGGAUUACGAAGCCCUCAAGGAGCAAUGGGGCGAGGUCGAGGACCGUGAUGGCGUUCGUCUGAGCUGGAAUGUCUUCCCCAGCACCCGCAUGGAAGCUUCCAGACUCGUCGUCCCCAUCGGCGCCCUUUAUACCCCUCUCAAGGAGAAGCCCGACACGCCUCUGCUGCAGUUCGACCCCGUCAGUUGCAAGCAGCCCUGUCGCUCCGUGUUAAACCCCUACUGUCAAGUCGAUGUGCGCGCCCGCCUGUGGAUCUGCCCCUUCUGUCUCUCGAGGAAUCCUCUCCCGCCACACUACAAGGACAUUACCGCGAAUGCGAUUCCACCCGAGCUGCACCCUUCCAACACUACCAUCGAGUACAGGCUCUCGCGGCCCGCCCCCGCCCCUCCGAUCUUCCUCUAUGUCGUCGAUACAUGCCAGGAGGAAGACAGCUUGGCUGCUCUCAAGGAGUCGCUCAUCAUGAGCUUGAGCCUGUUGCCCGAGCACGCCCUUGUCGGCCUGAUUACAUACGGCACCAUGGCCCAGGUCCACGAGAUUGGCUACACCGAGUGCCCCAAAUCAUAUGUUUUCCGCGGUAACAAGGAGUACGCGGCCAAGCAGGUCCAGGAGAUGCUUGGGCUCGUACAACCUGCUAUGCGUCCGGGCAUGCCUAUGCAACAGCCUGGCAGGCCCUUCCCGGCCGGCCCUGCCUCAAGAUUCUUGCUUCCGGUCUCUCAGGCCGAGUUCCAGUUGACCAAGGCCAUUGAGCAGCUUCAGAAGGAUCCCUGGCCUGUCGCCGGUAACCUCAGAGCCUUGCGCUGCACCGGUGUUGCGUUGUCCGUAGCUGUUGGCCUGCUGGAAACGUCGUUCCAGAAUGCCGGUGGUCGCAUUAUGCUCUUUGCUGGUGGUCCGGCCACUGAGGGACCUGGCAUGGUUGUUGGCCCCGAGCUGAGGGAGCCCAUCCGCUCCCAUCACGAUAUCGACCGCGACAACAUCAAGUAUUACAAGAAGGCACUCAAGUUCUACGACAACCUCGCUAAGCGAACUGCGCACAACGGCCACACUAUUGACAUUUUUGCCGGCUGUCUUGAUCAAGUUGGUUUGCUUGAAAUGAAGGGUCUAUGCAACUCGACGGGUGGCCACAUGAUUCUGACGGACAGCUUCACCUCAUCCAUGUUUAAGCAGUCAUUCGUCCGCAUUUUCGAAAAGGACGCAGAUGACAAUCUGCUGAUGGGCUUCAAUGCGGUUUUGGAAGUACUGACAACGAAGGAACUCAAGGUUACUGGGUUGAUUGGUCACGCCGUCUCUCUCAACAAAAAAUCGACGUCCGUCGGCGAAACCGAGUGCGGCAUAGGUAACACUUGCACGUGGAAGAUGUGCGGUAUCGACCCCAGCUCCAGCUACGGUAUCUACUUCGAAAUCGCCAACCAAGGCGGCCCGUCCCAGAACAUGCAGAGUCCUCAAAAGGGAAUGAUGCAGUUCUUGACUUAUUACCAGCACUCGUCUGGCCACUUCCACCUUCGGGUGACCACCAUUGCCCGAAACCUCAGCGGCCCUGCCGGAGACCCGGCCAUCGCGCAGUCAUUUGACCAGGAGGCAGCAGCCGUGCUCAUGUCGCGUAUCGCUGUUUUCAAGGCGGAGGUUGACGAUGGGCCUGAUGUGCUCCGGUGGGUUGACCGCAUGCUCAUCAGGCUCUGCGCCAGAUUUGCCGAUUACCGCAAGGACGACCCGUCAUCGUUCCGCUUGGAAAAGAACUUCACGCUAUACCCACAGUUCAUGUUCCACUUGCGUAGGAGUCAGUUCUUGCAGGUCUUUAACAACUCUCCCGAUGAGACCGCAUUCUAUCGGCACGUUCUCAAUCAUGAGGAUGUUAGUAACUCGCUCAUCAUGAUUCAACCAACGCUCGACUCCUACACCUUUGACCAAGAAGGCGGUGUCCCCGUUUUGCUCGACUCUACCUCCAUUCAGCCUACCCACAUCCUUCUGCUCGAUACCUUCUUCCACAUUUUGAUCUUCCAUGGUGAGACGAUCGCGGAAUGGAGAAAGGCCGGCUACCAAGACCAAGAGGGAUACGAGAACUUUGCUGCACUUUUGGAGCAGCCCAAGGAAGAUGCAAGGGAUCUCAUUACCGACCGUUUCCCUCUCCCUCGUUUCAUUGUUUGCGACCAGGGCGGUUCCCAAGCUCGUUUCCUGCUUUCCAAGCUUAACCCUUCCACUACCCAUACAUCAGGUGCUGGCGCCUAUGGCGGUGUUGGAGCUCAGAGCGCCCAGACUAUCUUCACCGACGAUGUUUCUCUCCAGACCUUCAUGGAGCAUCUCAUGAAGCUUGCCGUGAGUGGAACCAACUAAAUGUGAGGGCAGUGGACAGGCCGAGUGAGAUGCUGGAAGUGAGUGAUGAAGUUAAAUGCAAGCCCCUGAAGCGGUGGACGACUUUGUUGGAAUUGUCUAGCGUUAGUUUUAUGUGGACUUAUACGAGCACACAAAUAGAUCACAUCAUUAAUAUGAAUCCAGUGUGCUGUUUUUGAUGA
Neurospora tetrasperma FGSC 2508 is the source of this 2615-nucleotide messenger RNA. RefSeq lists its product as uncharacterized. Gene Ontology annotation, molecular function: zinc ion binding; GTPase activator activity. The coding region runs from base 109 to 2436 and encodes 775 amino acids. Gene Ontology annotation, cellular component: endoplasmic reticulum exit site; COPII vesicle coat. The transcript has 5 exons. The record is from RefSeq and is a predicted model, not a curated record. Gene Ontology annotation, biological process: COPII-coated vesicle budding; endoplasmic reticulum to Golgi vesicle-mediated transport; COPII-coated vesicle cargo loading. Lineage: Eukaryota; Fungi; Ascomycota; Sordariomycetes; Sordariales; Sordariaceae.